AUCCGGGUGAGGAGAGGCUCGCCGCUCGGCGACGGUCGCUGGCCGCUGCUUCCAGGCCCGGCCCGUGGGCGGGAGGCGAGCGCGCGCGGUCGGUCUCGCUCGGCGGACCUGUUAACACCAGCGCGCUGUGGGAACAGCGGCCGCGGGACGAGAGGGCUGGCUGGGCCUGUUUGUGUGCGUAGACCCGGCUGAUUUGCCUGAAUCCAUUUACCCCCGCGGCCGGGGGUUUAGCGGAGUGGCCGGCCGAUCUCUGCAUUUAAAGUGGUCCCCAGAGGGAUCGUCAUUUGCUGCCGGCGUUUUGGAAUAGGAGAAGGCAUGAGGGUGAUGCCUCGACUUUAAGAUCCUGUGUUGGUCCUUGGCUUUGGUAGGACUACGAGUUAACUGGACCAGUUGUGAUGGUUUGGUUGCAGUCUUGGAGAGUUGGGUUAGAGAUUGGUGGAUCCAUUUAAUUCAAGAAAAUGGAGACCGAACAGCCAGAAGAAACCUUCCCCAACACCGAAACCAAUGGUGAAUUUGGUAAACGCCCUGCAGAAGAUAUGGAAGAGGAGCAAGCCUUUAAAAGAUCUAGAAAUACUGAUGAGAUGGUUGAAUUGCGCAUUUUGCUUCAGAGCAAGAAUGCUGGAGCAGUGAUUGGAAAAGGAGGCAAGAAUAUUAAGGCUCUCCGUACAGACUACAAUGCCAGUGUUUCAGUCCCAGACAGCAGUGGCCCCGAGCGCAUACUGAGUAUCAGUGCUGAUAUUGAGACGAUUGGAGAAAUUCUGAAGAAAAUCAUCCCUACCUUGGAAGAGGGCCUGCAGUUGCCAUCACCCACUGCAACCAGCCAGCUCCCGCUCGAAUCUGAUGCUGUGGAAUGCUUAAAUUACCAACAUUAUAAAGGAAGUGACUUUGAUUGCGAGUUGAGACUGUUGAUUCAUCAGAGUCUGGCAGGAGGAAUAAUUGGUGUUAAAGGUGCUAAAAUCAAAGAACUUCGAGAAAACACUCAGACAACAAUCAAGCUUUUCCAGGAGUGCUGCCCUCACUCUACUGACAGAGUUGUUCUUAUUGGAGGAAAACCUGAUAGGGUUGUAGAAUGCAUCAAGAUCAUCCUUGACCUUAUAUCUGAGUCUCCCAUCAAAGGACGUGCACAACCUUAUGAUCCCAACUUUUAUGAUGAGACCUAUGAUUAUGGUGGUUUUACAAUGAUGUUUGAUGACCGCCGAGGACGACCUGUGGGAUUCCCCAUGAGGGGAAGAGGUGGUUUUGACAGAAUGCCUCCUGGUCGGGGUGGGCGUCCCAUGCCUCCUUCUAGAAGAGAUUAUGAUGAUAUGAGCCCUCGUCGAGGACCUCCACCACCACCACCUGGUCGAGGUGGCCGGGGUGGCAGCAGAGCCCGGAAUCUGCCUCUUCCUCCUCCACCACCACCCAGAGGGGGAGAUCUAAUGGCUUAUGACAGAAGAGGAAGGCCUGGAGACCGCUAUGAUGGCAUGGUUGGGUUCAGUGCUGAUGAAACUUGGGAUUCUGCAAUUGACACAUGGAGCCCAUCAGAAUGGCAAAUGGCUUAUGAACCACAGGGUGGUUCUGGAUAUGACUAUUCUUAUGCAGGGGGCCGUGGCUCAUAUGGUGAUCUUGGCGGACCUAUUAUCACUACACAAGUAACUAUUCCCAAAGAUUUGGCUGGAUCUAUUAUUGGCAAAGGUGGUCAGCGGAUUAAACAAAUUCGUCAUGAAUCUGGAGCAUCAAUCAAAAUUGAUGAACCUUUAGAAGGAUCUGAAGAUCGGAUCAUUACCAUUACAGGAACACAGGACCAGAUACAGAACGCACAGUAUUUGCUGCAGAACAGUGUGAAGCAGUAUGCAGAUGUUGAAGGAUUCUAAUGCAAGAUAUUUUUUCUUUUUUAUAGUGUGAAGCAGUAUUCUGGAAAGUUUUUCUAAGACUAGUGAAGAACUGAAGGAGUCCUGCAUCUUUUUUUUUUUAUCUGCUUCUGUUUAAAAAGCCAACAUUCCUCUGCUUCAUAGGUGUUCUGCAUUUGAGGUGUAGUGAAAUCUUUGCUGUUCACCAGAUGUAAUGUUUUAGUUCCUUACAAACAGGGUUGGGGGGAGGGCAUGCAAAAACUAACAUUGAAAUUUUGAAACAGCAGCAGAGUGAGUGACUUUUAUUUUUUGUUCAUUGUUGGUGGUUUUAAAAAAAAUUCCCCCCAUGUAAUUAUUGUGAACACCUUACUUUGUGGUCACUGUAACAUUGGGGGGUGGGACAGGGAGGAAAGUAAUAGUCCACAUGUCCCUGGCAUUUGUUCAGAGCAGUGUGCAGAAUGUAAUGCUCUUUUGUAAGAAACGUUUUAUGAUUUUUAAAAUAAAUUUAGUGAAUCUAUUUUUGGUGGUCUUUUUUUUUUUUAAGACAAUUUCAAAUGGUGGUUGAAUUUUCCAGCCCACCCCUAAACUAAACACUAAGUUUGAUUUUCAGCAGCUCCUCUGUUGGAUAUAAGUGCACCUCUUGGACAUAGACAAAAUACAUUGGCAAACUCAGUUUGGGUGACUUCUUAAUGGUUGGAAAGACUUGGCUUGAUAAAUUUCCAUCACAUAUUCAUGCUUAUAAUAAGCUUGGGAUUUUGUUUGUUUUUGCAAAUGUUUGCCACUACUUUUCAACAGUUUUCUGUUAGUUGUGGAGAACUGCGGUGGGGAGCAAUACUACAAGAGUUACGCAUCUUAAGUAUAUGCCAGAAGCCUGAUGGGCAAUGAGCUUUAUUAACCAGAGUAAACUUGGUUAUGGAAGUGGCUGAUGCUGAAUAAAUCCUGGUUAUUUUUGUUAGAUAAUUUCUCACCUAUAGACUUAAAGCUGUCAACCUGCUAGUGUCUUGUUAGUUGAACUUUGUAAAAAUAUAUAUAUAUACUUGUUUUUCCAUUGUAUGCACAAUGAAAGAAAAAAGAUGUACCAUUUCUCUGUUGUGUGUUGAAUUAUGUAGGAAAUGUUUGUGAACGAUUCGAAAAAAAUGGAAAAAGUUCCUGUGGAUGUUUUGUGUAGUAACUUGGCAUCUGUAUUGAUAGUUCAAAAUCCACAUCUAAAUAAAACUUCCAUGAUGUUAGUUA
This is a messenger RNA of Mus musculus (house mouse), 3062 nucleotides long. RefSeq names its product heterogeneous nuclear ribonucleoprotein K (gene Hnrnpk). Gene Ontology annotation, molecular function: nucleic acid binding; RNA binding. The transcript is spliced from 16 exons. Gene Ontology annotation, biological process: regulation of RNA splicing; regulation of apoptotic process; regulation of DNA-templated transcription. The record is from RefSeq and is a predicted model, not a curated record. Gene Ontology annotation, cellular component: nucleoplasm; cytoplasm; podosome. The coding region runs from base 459 to 1853 and encodes 464 amino acids. NCBI's taxonomy places the organism in Eukaryota, Metazoa, Chordata, Mammalia, Rodentia, Muridae.